ACUCAUGACUAAAUUAUGCCCUGGCACACGUGUCACUCAAAGUAGCAUUAAAGAUUUUAAAACUCUAUACAUAGAUCAUAUUGUUAGCUGGGGUAAAAUAGUAACACCAAAUUCAAAAGAAUCAAAUGAGAUAGCUUUUGUAAGGAUUGCCAUUAUUAGUUUUGUGUCUAUGAUGAUAUAGAAACAUAAUUUGUUGAUCUGUAAUGACCCGUGAUCUGAGUUUAUAGUGUAUGCAUAGCUGCAAAUAAAAGCAGGCUUCUGUCUUCAUAAAAUUCAAACAUGAUUGUUAUGUCAGGAUUUUAUUACUGGAGAGAUCCACUGGGACCUCAAAUAACACGAGCUUCCAUUUUGCAUUCUGGUUAAUAUUAACUCAUUGGUGUGUGUUCAUUGCUCAGUGUAGAAAAAAGAGCAGUAUACCGGAAAUGAGAGUGACUAAUUGUUUCCUGCUGUUUCUGGAGGUUUAUAUCAGAUCAUCUUUGAAAUAUAUCCUCUUUGAGGAAAGGCACAUAAGACAAACAGCCCUACACUUUAGUGUCUUUUUUAUUUUUGAAGGCAACUUGAGAAAACUUCCAGUAUAUCGUAAAAUGGAACAAGUGAAGGGUGAGGUCAUUCUCUCAGUAUACAUCAUUGCUUUUCUCAUUGGCCUCCCAACAAACCUCCUGGCUCUCUAUGCCUUCAGCGUCAAGAUCCACUCCAGGCCCCUUCCAACAGACAUCCUGCUUCUCAACCUGACGGUCUCGGACCUGCUCUUUUUGAUCAUCCUUCCUCUCAAGAUGCAUGAGGCAGUGUCAGGCAUGAAAUGGCCUUUACCCAGCUUCCUGUGCUCCAUCACUUCCUUCACCUUCUACUCAACAAUCUACACCAGCUCCUUGCUGCUAAUGGCAGUCAGUGUGGUUCGUUACAUUGCAGUAGCUUUCCCCAUCACCUAUCAUCAGCUACAGAAACCUGUGUAUGCGAUAAUUAUUAGUGUUGUUAUUUGGCUGAUUUCAGCCGCACACUGCAGUAUCACUUUCGUCAUUCAGCACGAACCAUCCCUGUCCAGCUUGGACUCCAGCGUUUGCUAUGAAAGCUUUAGUGAGAAGCAACUGAUGAUCCUCCUCCCUGUACGUUUGGAGAUGUUCUUCGUGCUCUGCCUAAUACCUCUUUUAAUUUGUGUUUACUGCUACUUGCGCUGCAUCUUGAUCCUGUACAGUCGCCCGAGGAUAUCACCGAUGCAGAAGCAGAAGGCCAUCGGCAUGGCCUCUGGGACUGUAGCUGUGUUUCUCAUUUGUGUGCUGCCGUACAACCUUUCUCAUUUAUUUAGUUUCUUUCAGGGUAAGAGCCCCUCAUGGAGGCACUACACCUUGCUGCUUAGCACGUUGAACUCCUGUAUCGAUCCCAUCAUCUACUACUUUUCCUCCUCCACUUUCCAGUGCAUUGGUAAAAAGUUGAUUUUCAAGAAGCAUGUAUUCACUGUUUCAGGAAAAGAGCCCACAAUCUCUAGCUGAGUAUAAUAACACACAGCUGAAAUAUUACUGUUGUAUUGUAUAUAAUGAUUCUUAUUUUGGAACUUGUAAUGCUUUACAGGUUGCUUUAAUAGUUUAGUUCCUUAAUGAAACCACGUCUAAGAAGUUUGCUAGGUAAUCCAAAUAUUUUGUUAAAGUUAUGACAUCCUGCUCAAAGUAUAUGACCUGCUUUCCAUACUAACAUAUCGUAUGAAAAAACCACAAGGUAUGUUUGGUGCAUAUGCAAAAUUCCAAAUUUUUAUUAUUUUACAGUUAAUUCUCUUUUGGUGGAAGGGAAUUGGUAUUCUUGGCACCAUUGACACAUUAUUUCCCGUUAACUUUAACGUGGGCCAGCCACUCUUCUGCACUCAUGCAUUCUGUAGGCACACAUGUAGAAUAUACCUGCAAAACAAAGCAUAGGUCAUGUUACCACCAGUUUAUGGCACUAUAACAAUCUGUUGUCCUGUAACACACAAGGAUUGACAGCACGACAUAUUCUCUCAUAUAGCAAGACAUAUUCUCAUUUUUCUGAUGUGUGAAAUUGAAAAUGUAUUGUUGGUAUAAGUAAAAAAUAAAAGCUAAAAUGUCUGUACUAA
Molecule: messenger RNA, 2080 nt
Organism: Eleginops maclovinus (Patagonian blennie)
Lineage: Eukaryota; Metazoa; Chordata; Actinopteri; Perciformes; Eleginopidae
Product: free fatty acid receptor 3
Exons: 2
Coding region: 423-1487 (354 amino acids)
Biological process (GO): cellular response to fatty acid; G protein-coupled receptor signaling pathway
Cellular component (GO): plasma membrane
Molecular function (GO): G protein-coupled receptor activity
Source: RefSeq, a predicted model, not a curated record